Messenger RNA from Eublepharis macularius, 1584 nucleotides. It is a transcript of the gene PNLDC1, whose product is annotated as PARN like ribonuclease domain containing exonuclease 1. NCBI's taxonomy places the organism in Eukaryota, Metazoa, Chordata, Lepidosauria, Squamata, Eublepharidae. Gene Ontology annotation, cellular component: cytoplasm; endoplasmic reticulum. Gene Ontology annotation, molecular function: RNA binding; poly(A)-specific ribonuclease activity. The record is from RefSeq and is a predicted model, not a curated record. Gene Ontology annotation, biological process: nuclear-transcribed mRNA poly(A) tail shortening. Bases 1 to 1584 code for a protein of 527 amino acids. The transcript is spliced from 19 exons.
AUGGAUGUGGGCGCGGCGGAAUUUGAGGAGAAAUUGCCGAGGCUGCGAGAGCUCAUUCUUGACUGCGACUUUGUCGGGUUAGAUAUGGAAUUCACAGGUUUGCAUUCAGCCUUUCCACCAGGUAGACAGCCCAGUCUCUAUGAUUACCCUGCUGAGUUGUAUCAGAAAGCCAGACGGAGCGUUCAGCAGUUUACCGUGUGUCAGCUUGGGUUGUCAAUAUUUUCUAGUGAAAAUGCAAACAAGUAUAUGGCACAUUCAUAUAAUUUUUUCCUCUUCCCCACAACAUUGGGCCAAAUGGAGUCUGAAUUCUCUUUCCAAGCAUUUAGCAUUAAGUUCCUGACUCACUAUGGUUUUGACUUCAACAAGUUUCUUAAGGAUGGGAUCCCAUACAUGAAUGAAGCACAAGAGAAGAAACUUCAACAAGAUCUUCUUUCUGGUAAUUGGAUUGUCCAUAGCGUUAUGGACAAGGACAAACUAAAAAAAGUGAUUGAUGAAGUAACAUGCUGGCUAUCAUCUGCAGAAGAGGGAGAGUUUAUGGUUCUGCAUGACAUAUAUGGCUUCCAGAUGUUUGAAAUACAGCUGGUUUUAAGACAAGCUCUCCAAGAUAUUUGGACAGUCCCUCUGGGAAGUCAAGAAGUAAUAGUGAAGAAGAUAAAUCCACGAGGUCGCUGGCUGCUAGAAAACACUUUGUAUGACUCUUGCCGAAGAGAGCAAAUUCUUCUUUCUGCAAGAGGUUUUACCAACCUUUUCCAGACGCUUGUGAAAGCAAAGAAGCCAUUGGUGGGACAUAAUAUGCUGAUGGAUCUUCUGCAUCUACAUGACAAAUUUUUCAACCCCCUUCCUGAAGACUAUGAGGAGUUUAAAAAGAACAUAAACACCUUGUUUCCUGUCCUUAUAGACACGAAGAAUGUAGUAAAAGCCAUCUGGAAGGAGUUUCCAUUUCCCCAAGCUUCUAAUCUUUUAGAGGUGUUUGAAAUACUGUGCAGUGACGUGAAUCCCACAAAUGGUUCUUGUCCAGAGAUUUUUCAUGCAAGCGACUGUCUCAGAUAUGCUACCAAGUUCCCCCAUGAGGCUGCCUUUGAUGCCUUUCUCUGUGGAUCAGUUCUUCUGAAAACAGCUCAUUUGCUUCUUUGCAAAAUGUCUUGUGAUCCAACAAGAACUUCCUCCUCUUUUUCUCAGUACCUUGAUGAAUUGGCUGCAUAUGUGAACCAGGUGAACCUUAUCCGCACUCGUGUUCAGAAAAUUAAUUUUUCUGGCAUGGAUGACCCUACAAACCGUCCGCCGCUUCUAAUAGCUAAUGUUCGAGGGUGGCCUGGAGUGACUUCAGAGCAGAUGUAUCAAGAGUUAAGAGUCUACUGCAGGUUUGAUGUGCAACAGCAAAGAAUGAACCAGUUUCUCUUGUUCUCCAAUAAAUUUAAAGAUGUCAGGUUGAUUCUGAAAGUAUAUAAAACUCAUCCCAACCUGCAGAUAUCUGUCUACCACCACUGGAGGCAUUCAACACAAGUAAACUGCUUCCUUCAAAUUUGUGGAAUUGUAGCCUCCUGGUCUCUGAUGGCUUUUCUGCUAGGAGGCUCUUCAAGUUGA